AUAUUUAGUUGAUUGCAAAAAUAACGUUUGGGGAAAUGUGGAAAAACUAAUUUCCUAUCCUAUUGAAUGAUUGUUAUAAUCAGGGUUUCAAAAUUAAAGUUUUCAACAUAAAGAAAAGUGUAAGCGAUGAUAUACAGUGAGAUUUUUUUUUCUUUGUUUUUCUCCAUCAGCAGGUGGAGACGGCUCUCUGUUAUCGCGAGAUCUGGAAAAAUUCCCGGAGCUCCUUUUCCAUUCCCUCUCGCUCCGUUAGAAAAGAAGAAAAUGAACGCACCGCGGCUAACCGGGCUAGUUAUGGAGCAUAAUCCGACCUUUGCUUUCUGCAACCGGUAAAUAGGUCGUUUGUCUGAAUGCGAUGCUUCUGUUAGGAGGAAAGGCACUUAAAAUAGGUUUUCAAAUGAUUCUUUUUUAGAGUUAAGUUGAAGACGGGAAGCUGGAAAGGAUUUUGUUAGCAAGUGUAUCUGCGUGCUAGCAAGCCGCUAACCGUGGCAUAGCAAAAGGGUACUAGAUAAACUUCGCAUAGAGCGACCACUGCAAAUGGGUUAGCAGCCUGCAAGCUUCGCUGUGGGUCGUUUCCUUCAAACUGGAGGCUUUUCUGCCCGUGGACGCUCUGCAUUCUAGCGUGUACGCAACACAGUUAUACAAAUGUUGUGUUUUAUGGUCAACUCCGCUCCCGAAUUGAUAUUUCCUGGCAAGCUAACAGGAUAUUAGCCGCCUCCUUAGUACAACUUCGCUUUGUGGUUGCAGGCCACGCACUAAAAGGCAUUUAUUAGUGACGGGAUGAUGGGAAGACGGGCUUAAUGGAAGCUAAAUAGUUAUUGGGAUGCAGCAAUUGUAAUUGGCUCUAUACGUACCACAUUUUAAAAGUUUCCCUCCUCCGGUCUAAACGCACAAUGUGUCAAAUUGUUGGUUCAUUUUACCAAGUGGCGAUAGCGGAUACGUAAAAGCAAAGAGCUGGAUUACAUUACCCCGGAAAAUAACGUUUAGUUUAAAGAAACAUUAAUUAUGUCUACCGCAAAAGAAAAUCCGUGUAGAAAGUUCCAGGCGAAUUUUUUCAACAAAAGUAAAUGUCAAAAUUGCUUCAAACCUCGGGAGCUACAUCUAAUGACUGAUCAAGAUCUGACACAGGCUAAACCCAUUUAUGCUGGAUGGCUGUGUCUGGCUCCUGAGGGAACUGACUUUGAUAAUCCAAUGCAGAGAUCUCGGAAAUGGCAACGAAGGUUCUUUGUACUAUACGAACAUGGCUGUCUGCGCUUUGCACUGGAUGAGUCGCCAAGCACACUGCCUCAGGGCACAGUGAACAUGAACCACUGCACAGAUGUCAUUGAUGCAGAGCCAAAAACAGGCCAGAAGAACUCAUUGUGCAUCGUCACCCCUGAACAGGAGUACUUCAUCAGAGGAGAGAGUAAAGAAAUCAUCAAUGGAUGGAGUGAACAGCUGAUUGUUUAUCCCCGAACCAACAAACAGAACCAGAAGAAAAAACGUAAAGUGGAGCCUACAACCUCCCAGGAACCAGGUCCAGCUAAGGUAGCUGUGACUGGAUCUGGGAUCCCUGAAGCAGAAAAGGUACCUGACUCAAGUUCUAUCAUUUGGCAAGAGGAGUUAAAUCAGAGAGAGGCUGAAGGGGAAACAGUCUGGACUGCUGCUGACCAUCCUCCAGGGUCAUCGUUACCCCCUACAGGUGACAUUGGGUCUGUGGGUCCUAGCUCUGAUGCAGGCUCUGUGAAUGGGGACGGUGUAGACUGGAGCAGCCAACCGCUUGUUGGCUCAGCACCUCAAGCCCCCAGUGAUCUCGUCUCCCCAACAGGCUCUUGUUGCAGCUUGGGAGGGGUGCCACGCUGCCAGUCUCCUGUGCCCAGCGACCCCUUUCCCUCAGGAAGCUCUCUGCUCUCCAAUGGCUCUCACAUCAGCGGCUCUGUCAGCUCUCUUGACUCUGAUGCCAGUGGCAGUACGGUCACCAGCAACGACAGCCACCAACAAAGCCAAAGGGUCGGACAUCAUGACACGACGCGGGCCCGCCGGAUGGAAGCAGAGGCCAGAAAGGCUGAGAGGAGAAGCCGGUUUAGAAGUCCGGAGAGGCAGGAGAUGGAGGCCCUCUUCAGCCCUGAAAGGAGUCGCUCUGGUGUCAUUGAAAAGUUGGAGGCUUUGGAGCUGGAAAACCCUGAGAAGAUGGAGGUUGAAGAGGCAGGAAGAAGCGGAGGCAGACAGGGGCGCAGCGAGUACAGGAAUUACAGAAAGGAGCUGAGGCAGGAUGCAGAUCCAGGUUUGGACUUUUCCUCCAGACUGCCCCCCUUGAGAAGAGCCAAGUCUUUGGAUCGAAGGACCACGGAGUCUGUGAUGACUCCAGAUUUGCUCAACUUCAAGAAAGGAUGGAUGGUAAAACUGGAUGAGCUAGGCCAGUGGAAAAAGUAUUGGUUUGUGCUGACUGACCAUAGUCUGAGAUACUACAAGGAUUCAAUCGCAGAGGAGGCCUCUGACUUGGACGGGGAGAUUGACCUGACUACAUGCUACAGUGUCACAGAAUAUCAAGCUCAGCGAAACUAUGGUUUUCAGAUUCAUACUUCGGAUGGAGUUCACAUUCUCUCUGCCAUGACAGCAGGAAUACGCAGGAAUUGGAUCCAGGCAGUCCUGAAGAAUGUUCGACCCUCCACUGCCCCUGAUGUGGCCAGCUCAACUGAAGAUCAUGGAUCUUUUACUCCACUGGAAGGUCUGGUUAGACCAGAUGUAGCUCAGGACUUUGCCUCAUCAGAGGCUUCUUCUGUGGACAGAGAACCUGCAUCAGGAGUUAUAAGAAGCCGAGCUCGUGAGCGCAGACGAGAAGGCCGCUCAAAGACUUUUGAUUGGGCCGAAUUUAGACCCAUCGCCCAAGCUCUGGCUCAGCAGCGGGCGCAGGAGGCAGAAAGCCUGCAGACGGAUGCAAGCGAGCCUGAACGCAGUCGUAGGAGAGAAGUAAGGUGGAAAAGAUACGAGUCUGUGACGAGCUCUGAGCACAAAUCCAUCACAGAAGGAGGGAGGACAGAUUGUGAGACGAUCGGGAACCCCACAGACUCUCUGGAAAGGCAGCAGAGGGUAGAGGAGGUGAUUGAAGAACAUUGGCGACAGGUGGAGAAGACACCCAUCCGAGAGGAGAGGAGAGUUCCUUUACCCAGCACGGUGCCAGCGACCACAGACACGGCAGAACUGGAGCUCCUGUUGGACAGCCACAAGCAAGGGAUAAAAGAGUUAAAGGCCCAAUUGGAAACCUGCCAUCAACAGCUGCAGGACUCCAACCAGCACAAGCAGGAGCUGGAGUUUCAGCUGAGAAUGGCUUUGGAGAGAGAACAGCACAUCCGGACUGGUUACAUAUCUCCGCUGGAGCAUCCUUUGGGUCUGGAGGCCGAUGUGGCGCCCCAGAUGAAGAGGCUCGAACUGGCCACCUGUGAGAGAGGGUUUGCUGCAAUGGAGGAAUCCCAUCAGAGAGUGAUUGACGAGCUGCAGAGGAAGCACCAAAGGGAGUUGGAAAACCUGCAAGAGGAGAAGGAGAGACUGCUGGCAGAGGAGACGGCGGCCACCAUUGCUGCUAUAGAAGCCAUGAAGAAUGCUCACCGGACAGAGCUGGAGAAGGAGCUGGAGAAGGCUCGCAAGGCCAGCAGCAACACGGAGAACGCAGACAUAGAAGAGAUCCGUAGGCAGCACGAGGAGGAGCUGUGCUCUUUCCAGCGGGAGAUUGAAGUGUUGUCGGAGCAGUAUUCCCAGAAGUGCCUGGAAAAUGCCCAUCUAGCCCAGGCGCUGGAGGCAGAGAGACAGGCCCUCAGGCAGUGUCAAAGAGAGAAUCAGGAGCUCAAUUCACACAACCAGGAGCUGAACAACCGCCUAGCAGCAGAAAUCACCAAAAUGCGUUCCAUGACGUCUGAGGACGGAACAGGAGACACCAAUGCCACCAUCCAGGGCAAAGAGCUGUACGAGCUAGAGGUGAUGUUGAGGGUGAAGGAGUCUGAGGUCCAGUACCUAAAGCAGGAGAUCAACUCCCUGAAAGAAGAACUCCAGGCUGCCCAAAGAGACAAAAAAUAUGCAACAGACAAGUACAAGGACAUCUACACAGAGCUGAGCAUCGUCAAGGCCAAAGCAGAGUGUGACGUGGGCCGGCUCAGAGACCAGCUGCAGCUGGCUCACGAGGCGCUGGGCGAACCGUCUAUGGAGGAUGCAGAGAGGGGGGGAUAUGAUAUCAUGAAGUCCAAGAGUAACCCUGACAUCCUCAAGAUGGCAGCUGCUGCAGCAAAGCGCACAGAGCGUACCAUGAGAUCCAAGUCUGUGAGUCGUGACAUGCCCUGGGACAGUUAGGGCAGCUGAGGACGGGUAGGCCUCCUCCUCCCUUCUCCUUUAGAGUCUGAAGGAAGGGCUGACAGCAGAGCAGAGACUUCAUCUGUUUGACAACAAAGACACUAAGGAGUUCUGACAGCAAUGCUUACAUUCCCACUGUAUUUUAGCUCUGUACAGACCCAUUUAGUAAAACUACACACUGGUCACCAAACACAUGUAAUGUAAUAAACAUGGUUUGAUGACUACAUUUCAUGGUAGAGUUUGCAUUCCCUUCACUUCAAUUAACUGUGACUUUUUUCUUUUUGAUGUCUUUGUGUAAAUAGUGUUUUUAAAGUGAACAUCUGCCUUGCAUACACUAAAAUUGACUGUGUAAGCUACUGUUUUAACAAUCUUAACUGUUGUUGGCCAAGGACACAAACAGGAUGUUCUAUGAUAAAACAAAAUAAAGUAAUCGUUAAAUAUCUGACCUAUGGGAAGUAAUCAUAGCGUUAAUGCUAAUCUGAAACACAAAGUGCUCAUUAUCAAAACAAAUGCCUGCUAUUGUGGCUUCACAAGACUCAGAUAAAAAGAUCUUUACACCUAAGCUAUUGCAAAGGCGACAGCUGAAUGCUUGAGAACAAAGUUCACUGACAUUACGUGAAUGAGAAGUUAUGUUGAUUUUCAUUUCUCUCUGCAGUCAUUGCUCCAACUGUUUAAGACUUUUGUUUGUAGUUUUGUUCAGUGGCAGUCCCUUUGUAUUUAUUUAAAGAUUGGGAUUUGUCUUUAACAUUCCCAUUCCUCUGUAUUCUUAUUAUUGUAAAUAUGAAGCAGAUAUACACCAACUGACAACAGGUUUACUAGUAAUAAAUAUUUUUGCACCCUUG
Molecule: messenger RNA, 5159 nt
Organism: Oryzias melastigma (Indian medaka)
Lineage: Eukaryota; Metazoa; Chordata; Actinopteri; Beloniformes; Adrianichthyidae
Gene: mpripb
Product: myosin phosphatase Rho interacting protein
Exons: 25
Coding region: 1003-4317 (1104 amino acids)
Biological process (GO): actin filament organization
Cellular component (GO): actin cytoskeleton
Molecular function (GO): actin filament binding
Source: RefSeq, a predicted model, not a curated record